Molecule: messenger RNA, 935 nt
Organism: Pipra filicauda (Wire-tailed manakin)
Lineage: Eukaryota; Metazoa; Chordata; Aves; Passeriformes; Pipridae
Gene: JPT2
Product: Jupiter microtubule associated homolog 2
Exons: 5
Coding region: 134-778 (214 amino acids)
Cellular component (GO): nucleus
Source: RefSeq, a predicted model, not a curated record
GUCUGAUUCUGUAAUUUAUUUUUAAAACUCUAACCAGUCAUAUGCCUUCUCUUAAUCUUCUGUUGCUUCUGGAACACCACAGGGAGAGUAGUCAUUUGUGCUGCUGGCACCGUUAGCAUCAUUCCAAGUAAUCAUGGAUAGCUUCAUGAUCAAAUUGACUCACCAGGAGGUUGGCAAAAUUUGUGCUGGACUUGGGAAUACUUUAUUAGAACAGCUCUUGAAAAGCAGAUGCUGGGCACAGCAGAAUUACCUGAGGGUAUUGAAGCCCCCGGGAGGAGGUUCUAGUAAUCUCUUUGGGAGUACAGAGGAAGUGCCUUCUUCAAGCAGACCACACCGGAUGGCAUCCAAUAUUUUUGGAGCAUCAGAACAACCUCAAAACAUUCCAAAAAGAACAAACCCUCCAGGAGGAAAAGAAAGUGGCAUUUUUGAGGACUCUAGUUCUGCUCAGCCUCGUCCGCGCAUGAAUCCACCUGGUGGGAAGACGAGCGAUAUCUUUGGGUCUCCUGUCUCUCCCAGCAUUGUGCGAGCACACCCCAACAAGCCCAAGGAUCACAUUGUCUUGAAAGAAGAUGAAACGCCAAAGAAGCUAGAAGCUACAGAAAAUGUCAAACCACAGCUGGAAGAUGGAGGCAAGAAAAAAGAUGUGGGCAAAGAGGAGCGAUGCAAGGAGCCAGAACCCAAGAUAGACAAUCACGAGCCCCGCCUGGGGCCAAGGCCACGCUCACACAACAAAGUCCUCAAUCCACCCGGGGGGAAAUCCAGCAUUGCCUUCUAUUAGGGUCAUCAGGGCACUGUCCCUAAUGGAGUCUGCACAGAAACUCUUGUCUGUGGUGGCGAGGUCAGUUUAUAGACUAUUGCUUGUGGGUAGAUUCUUAGGCAGAUGGAUGAGGGUUAUGUUAGAGUGUGUAGGAAAGGUAACCUGGUGAUUUGGGGAG